AUGCUAACGCCGAGUUUAGCUGACUAUAGUUAGCACUCAGAUAACCUAACCUUAGCUAAUGUAGAUAAGCUAGGUUAGUUUGCUGAAGUAACUCAGUUUCUUUCGUAACUAGACGUUUAUGAGCGAUCUUUUAAAAGUCGUACUUUGUAACUGCGGUUAUUGUCUUUCUUCGGUGUGAAAUAUCUGCUACAUUGACCGACGCAACUCUUUGUGUGCAAGUUGGGAGCCAUGGGCAACACCAGUGACCGAGUGUCCGGUGACCGCCACGGGGCAAAGGCCCAUCGUUCAGACAGUGGUGGGAGCCACAAAGACCAUGAACCUAGCAAGAUGGUGGACAGCACAGAUGACCCAAACAUCUUCAACACUCAUGGCCCUGACUCAAAGGCUUCAGGGGAGAAGGAUUUCCCUCCGGACCUAGAUGACUUGGUAAAGACGGGCCCACAGGCACGCCCCACAGUGAUCCGAUGGGGGGGUGGGGGGAAAGAGGUCUAUAUUUCCGGCUCCUUCAACAACUGGAGUACCAAGAUCCCACUCAAUAAAAGCCAUAAUGACUUUGUUGCAAUCCUGGAAUUACCUGAGGGGGAGCAUCAGUACAAGUUCUUUGUUGAUGGACAGUGGGUGCAUGACCCUUCUGAGCCAGUGGUGACCAGUCAGAUGGGGACCAUCAAUAACCUGAUCCAGGUGAAGAAAUCGGACUUUGAGGUGUUUGAUGCGCUGCAGGUGGACUCGCUUGAGUGCUCCGACUCCUCUGACUUGUCCAGCUCCCCGCCGGGUCCGUACGGACAGGAAGUGUACGUGUUCCGACCAGAGGAGCGCUUCAAGGCCCCACCCAUCCUCCCACCCCACCUCCUCCAAGUCAUCCUGAACAAAGACACGAACAUAUCAUGUGAUCCAGCUCUGCUGCCUGAACCCAACCACGUGAUGCUCAACCAUCUGUAUGCACUCUCAAUAAAGGAUGGUGUGAUGGUCCUCAGUGCGACUCACAGAUAUAAGAAGAAGUAUGUCACCUCUCUGCUGUACAAGCCCAUCUAGAGCUCGAUGCCUGGCUACAGUCUGGGCAGCACACUUCCACUGUGCUACCGCCCUGCCCACGUUACAAUACUGACUCGGUUCACAGCAGUUCUGACUUCAGCCCUCAUUCGCCAAGGAAGCUUAAGGAGUGUGUGCGUGCGAGCAUUGUCUGCGUGCGCCGUCUUCCUGCACACCCCCAUCCCCCAGCGCAGCUUUCCUGAAACGGGUUGUGUAUUUUAAGGCUGACUGAAACCCACAGGAACACUGGCAUGUUUAGAUUUACAUCCUCAGAAAUGCGUUCACAGGUUAAUUCGUGAGAUUUUUACAACGCGUGUCUUUUUAAUUGCUUUUUACGGUUUGCGUUUAUUUAAAUAAGCAGGUAUUGCAUUAUAGUGUCUGCUUGGAGAACAGUGGCUUUCUGGAUGAGAUUUUCUUAAGUAGCAGGGUUAAAGGUUGAAAGAUAGAGGGUCGAAGGCUGAAGGUCGUGUAAGUUUCAAGGCUUUUAUAGUAAGUUAUAGCAAGUUAAGGCUUUUAUAUUUCUCCAAGAAUGGUUUCAUUCUGGGUCGUGCUGUUCAAGCAAAAAAAAUAGGAGUAAACUGCAGUUCAUCAAUCACUGAAACGCUAUUAGAAGUUUAUUAGGGCUAACUGUAUUGGUGAUGAUUGUGUUUGGCAGGCAUCUGCAUGCCCUUCCACUGCAAUCACCUGAGCACUUUAACUACGUUUUCACUGUGAGGAGUUCAGCCAGAGAGCUUUCUGUUCAUUUAUGCAGUAGACAAACCUUGGACUAUAAGCUCUGGCUGGACAAAGCAAUUUCAGUACAAUGGCUUUCAGUUACGACUGAAAUGUUAUUUAUUUGUGUGUAUUGUGGUUGCUGUUAUUUAUGCAAAAUCUUGGUUUACUGUGUAUACCAUCAUAGUGUGAUCAUGGUUUGUUGGUGGUUAUCCUGGAUUUGAUGUCUUUAGUAGAUGUGUGAGAACCUACUUAAAGGUUAAUGGUUUAAUAGGUCAAAAAAGAGGUUCUUGGUAAUCUAUACUAAAUUCAGUGCAGUUUUUAAGGCUGACAUUUUGCUCAGCAGUUUGUGGUGUUUUAAACUGCCAGCACUGUCAUGCUUUUUUUCAUAUACAUUAGUAUGAAUUUGGGUUGAAAUUGAUUUGCUCCAAAGAUGUAGCAGAAAUGUGUAUUCAGAGUAUCCCAAAAGAAACAAAUAAAAUUUUACCAUUGUGAUGUGGCAAUGGUGUGAUGUGGCAAUGGCUUUUGAACUAUGGUUCUCUCAACCAGCGCAAUCUCUCUUGUUGAGCUAUGCCUUUUAUGGAAUUGACUGCAAAUUAAAAAAAAGGAAUACAUACUGAUGUUGAUCAUUUGUUUCUGAAUGAGGACCCUGUGUCCUGUGCCUUCCUGUGUGCCUCUGCAAUGUAUUGGCGAUCUGAUUGAUAGAUUUGGGGACUUUAGGACUCAAUACAUCAAUCCUGACUGGCAGUGAAUAUCUUGGGGUUCAGCCUAGCAAUAAAGUUGCCAACUCAGUAACAUGCAUUCAUGCUUAUUAGAACUCAGGUACAGAGGUUUAGCAUUAAGCAGAAUAACUUCAGCUAUAGCAUAGGUUCCUGCAACCAGAGACUAGGAAUGGAGCUACUCCAUUGUCCUGGAAUUUACAAAUAUUAAAGUAGUUUUCAUUUUCCAGAGGAGGAUGGGGGCCCCCCUUUGAGUCAUGGUUCCUCUCUAGGUUUCUUCCUUAUCAUCUGGGGAGUUUUUCCUGGCCAUUGUUUUCCUUGGCUUGCUCACUGGGGGCUUGGACUUGGACGUUUGUGAAGCUGCUUUGUGAUCACAUCUGUUGUGAAAACUGCUAUUUAAAUCAAUUUAGAUUUUUUUUUUCAUUGUAGCUUUGAAACUACAGCAAAAACACUGUAAAGUUUAAUAACAAUAAAACCUUAACAACCA
Electrophorus electricus (electric eel) is the source of this 2946-nucleotide messenger RNA. It is a transcript of the gene prkab2, whose product is annotated as protein kinase, AMP-activated, beta 2 non-catalytic subunit. Gene Ontology annotation, biological process: signal transduction. Gene Ontology annotation, molecular function: protein kinase binding. The record is from RefSeq and is a predicted model, not a curated record. Gene Ontology annotation, cellular component: nucleus; nucleotide-activated protein kinase complex; cytoplasm. Lineage: Eukaryota; Metazoa; Chordata; Actinopteri; Gymnotiformes; Gymnotidae.